This is a messenger RNA of Saccoglossus kowalevskii, 1574 nucleotides long. RefSeq lists its product as uncharacterized. NCBI's taxonomy places the organism in Eukaryota, Metazoa, Hemichordata, Enteropneusta, Harrimaniidae. The record is from RefSeq and is a predicted model, not a curated record.
AUAAAAUCUGUGUACUCGUGGUCAGUAGAUUUAUUUGGAAUAACACAUACAACGUCGACAGUGUUUAAUGGUGGUCUAUGUGAAAUAUAUACCAUAGAAAGGACAGGUUUUUGUAGAAGCCGAACAUCUACGAGCCAGUGGGUUGUGGAAUGGCGUCGUCGCUCUUGCAUCGGAUUAUCCUAUUCUUACUUGUAUCAACUUUUUUAAAAGUGAGAACAGAAAGUUCUGAGAGCUCACCUAAUCUACAUAUAGUAGGAAACAUACAAUUAACAGAACUUGCUGACCAGGGAGACGACGCUCUUAUCGAGAUCGACGAGAAUGAAGUAAAGAGGGGAUUCGGGAAUAAGCGAGAAGACGUUGUCUUUGCUGAUGACGUUAAACGAGGAUUCGGGAAUAAGAGGGAUGGAUUUCAGACAAUAUUAGAUGAUGAAAAACGCGGAUUUGGAAACAAGCGAGCCGAGCCUGAAAAGAUAUACGGAAAUACAAUAUUUGGAGUUGCAUCACUGAAAGACUUGGAAGAAGAUGAAGGCAGGAAACGCGGUUUUGGGAAUAAACGUGACUUUGAAAAUAGUAAAGUUAGCGACAGUGAUUCGGAAAGUGUUGAUACAAUUGCUGAUAUUUCUGAGUUGAAAUACGGGUUGGAGAAUAAAAGAGGCUUCGGUAACAAGAGAGGAAGCUCAAGUAUGGAACUUAUCGAUGACAAAAGAGGUUUCGGCAACAAAAGAGUUGACACACUUACGGAGCUGCAAGCCGAUGACGAUGACAAACGGGGUUUCGGAAAUAAACGGGGCUUCGGAAAUAAACGAGUUGACACAUUUGAAGAGUUUCAAGUCGAUGACGAUGACAAACGGGGUUUCGGAAAUAAAAGGGGCUUUGGAAAUAAACGGGGCUUCGGAAAUAAACGAGUUGACACAUUUGAAGAGUUUCAAGUCGAUGACGAUGACAAACGGGGUUUCGGAAAUAAACGGGGCUUUGGAAAUAAACGGGGCUUCGGAAAUAAACGGGGAUUUGGGAAUAAAAGAGGCUUCGGGAAUAAACGAACUGAGACUGCCGGGUACGAGCCAGAUUCGCCUUUGAAAGGAUUUAUUGACAAGUGGCGCAAAAUGGAAGAAGAAGCAGUGAGUGACAGGCUAUCUGAAAAAAAAAACAGCUAGAUAACAUCAGCUACAGUGUUACUAAAGAGUAUGAAAUAUAAUUGGUGAACUACUAUGACCAUCUACGACAUCUACGACAAGUUUCAUGAAGAACUACGCAGGUUAUGCCUUGUUAAAGAAUUCAUAUUUAGAAUAUUGUAUAUUUAUGUAUGUGUAUAAGUCUUCAACAAUUCCCCGCGAACAUUCAGCGAAAAAAAAUGAAAAAAAAAUGACUAUUUAAGACAGAGCUUGUAGAAAAUUCGUUUUCAAUAGUUACUGUUUAUAAACAUAAAAUAUUAAACUACUUAUAAAAUAUGGAACGGCUUUUCUGAAAGCACUGUAACAUAUAUGUUACCAGCGAUAAAAAUCAGUCGGAAAAAGUAUUGUCUGUAUAAAGAACGAAUAAAAUUACGCAAAUGUAUUUGUAUAAUAUAGCAAUGA